Messenger RNA from Hansenula anomala, 1569 nucleotides. Its product is annotated as FHA domain-containing protein. Lineage: Eukaryota; Fungi; Ascomycota; Saccharomycetes; Phaffomycetales; Wickerhamomycetaceae. The coding region runs from base 1 to 1569 and encodes 522 amino acids. The record is from RefSeq and is a predicted model, not a curated record. The transcript has a single exon. Gene Ontology annotation, molecular function: protein binding.
AUGAGCACGUCAGGUCAAUUCCCACCAUCUUCACCAUUCUUGGAUCAUCAUCAAGAAGAAGAUGCGGAUCCAUUUAGUUCUAAAACUUCAACCAAUGUCACCAAUCAAUCCAAAAAAUUUGUUAUAAAUACACCAUUCAAUAAAGAUAAUUCAAAGACUUAUCCAACUCCAAAUCCAAGUUCUUCAACUGGUGUUCGUUCUUCAUCUCCUGCUCGUCAAAAUGCAACCAUAACUAAUAAUACUGAAAUUGUUCAAACUCCAGAUAGAGCUUCAUCUCCUCAAGAAUCAACAUUCUUGGGUUCAGAAAACGUUGAAUAUAAAGAUCCAUUAAAUGAUGUUUUAAGAGCCAAGAUCACUUCAAAUCAUACUACAACUCUUGGUAGAUCAAGUCGUUGUGAUUAUUUUGUUAAAAGUAAAUUUGCAUCUCGUGUUCAUUUGAAAUUACAAUAUGAUUCUGAAAGAAAUGAAUUAUCCAUCUUAUGUAAAGGUUUCAAUGGUUGUGUUAUAAAUUUUGGUACUCAAAUUUAUGGAUAUGUUAAACAAGUUUCAAAUCAUUUAUUUUAUUUCCAAAAAAUUGAAGAAUUUGAAAUUAAAUCAGAUGAUGAAAUAUUUCAUGAUAUUUCUUUAUUUAGAGGUGAACAAAUCACGGUCCCAUAUAUGGAUUCUUUAACUUUGGAAAUUAAAGAUCAUGUUACAGUCUUGGAUGUUUGUAAUGAUGAUUCAGAAACUGAAGAUGAAUUACCUGUUUUAAACACUAGAUUUAGUUCAGUUGAACCUGGUAAAAUUGAACAAGUUGAAAGAAUUAAUGUUACACCAGUUGAAUCGGGUGAAGUUAAAGAGGUUGAAGAGAAAUCAGUUAAAGAUGUUGAAGGAAACCCAAUUGAAAAAGUUGAUGAAGCAAAAGCUGAGGAAACAGAAUCCAAAUCAAUUGAAAAGACACCGGUUGAAGUGAAACCAGUUGAGGUGAAACCAAUUGAAGUGAAAUCAGAUAAAUCUACCCAAGAUGUCAAAGAAAGUUCACAAAAUGACUUUAAAUUAGCUACCACCAAAAAAUCAAAUCAACCAUUACAACCAAAAUCAGAAUCAUCAUUAAAUAAAAUCCCACAAUCACGUCGUCGUAAGGCAGAACCAGGAAUUUCACCACAAAAGAAAAAACCAUUAAUUAAACAUUUACAACCUCGUGAUAAGAUUUCCCAAUUAAACAUUAAAGAAAUUGUAUCUACAGUGGAAGAUUUAGCAUCAGUGGAGAAUGUUUUAAUUAAUCAUUUAGCAUUUUCAAGAACUUCACAAACUCCAUUAUAUACAUUACAAACAGUUAGUGCAAUAACACAAAACUUAUCAAGAACUCAAUUACGUGCAGUUUUAUUUCAAAUUCAAAGUAUUGGUACAAUUUAUAGAAAGGGGAAAGAUGCAGCUGGUAAACCAUUAGAUGAAGAAUAUUAUUAUGAUGUGGAGAAAGAUGAUGAUUUAGAAAGAACUAAAUUGGUUAGUUCUAUUAAAGGUGCAAGUGGGUUAAGAAAUUGUAGAAAGACUCAUAAACAAUAUUUUUGGAAGAAACCUACAAAAUGA